GUUACCGCCCUUGGGCUGAGACAGUGAAGACGGGUGCGGGAUUUUUUUUGCUUUCCGACGAGGACUAGGUCAAUAAAGGGUAAAACGCCUGCAGGAAUUUCACCAAGGCAUUUAAUCAAACUGGUCUGCGGUCUCUCUCUCUGACGGACAGUGUGAAUCAUGGCUCUUCCGUUUAAGAAAGAUCUGGAGAAGUAUAAGGAGAUCGAUGAGGAUGAGAUUCUGAACAAGCUGUCAGAGGAGGAACUCAAGCAACUGGAGAGUGCUCUAGAGGAGAUCGACCCCGAGAAUGCUUUGCUGCCAGCCGGACUCAGGCAGAAGGACCAGACCACAAAAGGAGCCACCGGUCCUUUUAACCGCGAUAAACUGCUACAGUAUCUGGAGAAGGAGGCUAUGGACUAUAAAGACAGAGAUGAUUUCGUCACCUUCACCGGAGAGAAAAAAGGAAAGGUAUGGAUUCCCAAAAAGAAACCAAUCGAGAUCCAUCAGGAGGAAGCCACGACCCUUGACCCGGAAUUGGAAGAGGCACUUUCUAGCGCUACUGACACAGAACUGCAUGACCUGGCAGCUAUUCUUGGAGUGAACACACUGUUGACGAGCACGCAGAGUUAUGACGGCACCUGUAUAGACGGUUAUAACAAUGUUAUUAAGGGAGAAAAGGUAAAGCCAGUUUUUGAUGAGCCACCAAACCCUACAAAAGUGGAGGAAACUCUGCAGCGGAUAAAAUCCAAUGAUUCCUCGCUGACCGAAGUCAAUCUCAACAACAUAAAGAACAUUCCAAUCCCGACUCUAAAGGACUUUGCAAAAGCCAUGGAGAGGAACACUCAUGUGAAGAAGUUCAGUCUGGCUGCCACCAGAAGCAAUGACCCUGUUGCCAUGCGGCAGCAGCUCGGUACGUCGACAGAGAUGGAGAUCGCUAAGAUGCUGGAGCAGAAUACAAGCGUCGUGAAGUUUGGGUACCACUUCACCCAGCAGGGUCCCAGAUCCCGCGCUGCUACCGCAAUCACAAAAAACAACGACCUGGUGCGGCGGAGGCGAGUAGAGAAGGAUGUGUAGAACAUAUUCUCUCUCUCUCUCACAAGCUCAUCAGACUCUUGUGCCAAACCCUCUGAGGGAGCCGCUUCACCUGAAGAAGGGACACAACUGGAUAUUUUGCCUCCCUAAUGUUAAUACUCAAUGAUCCUUUUGUUAUGUUGUAUUAUUAUUGUUAAUUGUUGUUUGUUUUUAUAGCUGCAAACUCUUUUGCAGCCAUUUUUUUUUGCUCGUGUAAAACCCUUUCUGCUCUUUUCUUUGUAAAAGUUCUUUGAAACGAAACUAAACGGGUUGCAAUGGUUACACACAUGCACUCAAGCGCUAUAGUGAUCUCUUCAUGGAUGGGCUGGAUCAGAACCUGUUGCCCACAUUCACUCUGAACAAAUCUAGACUCAACUGGACUGGAUCUGCUGUGUUCCCCGCUUAAUGUGAGCUAAAUCUAGAUUUGUCGAGUCUGGGUUUGGAGCACAGGUUUCAGCAGAGGUUAGCCAAUGAGAGCCACGCUGUUUGUAACAGACACUCUUUAAUAAAAGUUAUCUAUACUCUCACCGUUAGCUUCACCGUGAGUGUGUGAGAAGAUUGUGCGGCUGUAGUUUUAUCAGCAUGGGUUGUGUGUGGAUGUCUUUGGGCAGCUGGGUCAUCUCAAAAACUCCUAGCUUCCACACUGCACCUCGGUUUUGCUGCCGAUUGAGACAAUUCAUAUUGUAAAAUCCACCUCUAUUCCCGAAACACACUGAUACUGUGUGUCUGAGGAAUUGGAGUGCUAAUUUAAGAUCAGCGCCCCAUUUUCAUCAAAUGUCUUUGGAAAUGGAAACAUUUGUACUAGAUCAGCACUAAUGACAACCUUGGGUGUGUAAAUGAAGGUCAAAGACUGACAGGUUUCACUUAGGACUUAAAAACUUUAGAGGUAUAUUUCCACCGAGCAAUGCACUAAGGGAUUUUUUUCUUUUUUUUCUCUUUUUUUUUUUGAACACAGGAAGUGAGCAUUUAUGUAAUUUAGUUAUAGGUUUAGAUGAGAGUAUCUUUCCUGUAGAUACAUCUAAAAUGGCUUUUCUAAUACCAUGCCAAAGACUAACACCUAAAUACUCUCAAAUACUCUAGCUGAGGUCAGACAGGAAAUAGGUUUGAAUUUCAUUUUUUGAGUUUAUUAAAGGUAUAGUUCACCCUAAAAGAAAAUGCUACAUUUCUUGCCCUAAAUUGUUCCAAACGUGUAUGCUGUUAUUGUUUUUAUAGAACGCAAAAGAUUCAUUUUUAAAGAAUUUUUGCAUAGUUUAUGGUAACCACGACUGUCAAACACCUUAUGGGUUAUGAAGACAAUACGAUAGUUUUGUAUGCGGGUUAGGACAAAAUUUAAAUUGUUCACUAUAAUUGGUUCACCAACAACCAAUCGCCAAAUGGCUUGGAAUGUAACACACAAGUUCGAAAAAUAGCUGCAUGAAGAUUCCCAUUCAAAACAAUAAAUGAAUAACCAGAUAUGGGUUUGGAACAACAUGAGGGUGAGUAAAUGGCAAAACGUUCAAGUUGUGGUGGAUUAUUCCUUUAGUUUAUCUAGAAGAAAUAUUUCUGAAGCACGUGUUCUGUGCUAAAGAGGAAAUUAGGGAACUAGUUGAAUGAAAGCGAGAAGGACGAGUAAAGUUUCAUCUUGAAUAGCAACCAAUUCUGAGCAUUUAGUGGCCCUGAUGCAGCCAGAGCCCCGAACAUACAUGCACGUUUGUGAUCGCAUGCAUGUUUGCAAUGUAAAGCUUUAUCUUUUCACUAAAGCGAUCUAACACCAGUGUAAAAUACUGAAUUAACCUGUAUACCGCUUGCCAUUUUCUGUGAGCUUGUACGUCCUACGAGGUUCAUUGAUUGUGGUAUAUAAUGUAGAGCACAGACGCUUUGCUACCAAAUGGACCUUCAGCACAAAAGUACGGCAUCUUGGGCGAAGCAGUCUGAGCAUGCCUGGUAUGGAUUAUUAUAUAGCUGGAUUACACGGGGGAACAUGUUGUACACCUGCUUUAAAUGCAAAAGCUAGGACCAAGUUUAAAGUUUUCCUUUUCUCACCUUGUCGUUAAGCUUCAUUGUUUUGUACUGUUCGGUUUUGUAAGAGCCUUGUGUAUCAAUUGACUUAUGUUUGUCUUUCAUUUUUCUUUGUGAACAAAUGCUGAAUUGUGUGUAUGAAAUCUUUUUUACAGGUUAUGGUUCAUGUUUCAUUCCAUCUUUGUUUGAGUAUCGGUUAAAGGUUCAUGCUUUGCUUAAAGCUUGUGCUUGUAAGAGCUCUGCAAUCUUACCAUGAGUUCAUUUGAAAUAUCCAUCUCAAAUCCUCUUCAGAAGAUUCCACACAUAUAUACAUAUAAAUAUCAUGUACCAUAAAUGCCUCUUAUAUUGCCACAAUUUUGUAUGUUGAUACUACAUGUCUGGAUUCCAGAAGAGGAAAUCUUACUAUGUACUGUUAAUAAUAACACACAACUCUGUAAAGUAUCAGACGUCAUCAAUAAAAUGUAUGUUUUUACA
Messenger RNA from Sinocyclocheilus grahami, 3522 nucleotides. Its product is annotated as tropomodulin-3-like. The transcript has 9 exons. Gene Ontology annotation, molecular function: tropomyosin binding. Gene Ontology annotation, cellular component: striated muscle thin filament; cytoskeleton; myofibril. Lineage: Eukaryota; Metazoa; Chordata; Actinopteri; Cypriniformes; Cyprinidae. The record is from RefSeq and is a predicted model, not a curated record. Bases 160 to 1053 code for a protein of 297 amino acids. Gene Ontology annotation, biological process: actin filament organization; pointed-end actin filament capping; myofibril assembly.